Naumovozyma castellii is the source of this 1809-nucleotide messenger RNA. RefSeq names its product Bye1p (gene BYE1). Bases 1 to 1809 code for a protein of 602 amino acids. NCBI's taxonomy places the organism in Eukaryota, Fungi, Ascomycota, Saccharomycetes, Saccharomycetales, Saccharomycetaceae. The record is from RefSeq and is a predicted model, not a curated record. The transcript has a single exon.
AUGUCUGUGAGAACAUCGUCAAGAACCACCAAGGGCCGUAACAAAUAUAUGCAAUCUAUAAUGCAAGAGGAAGAACAACUCUACCAGCAACAGUUGGGCGGGUCCAACACACAAUCGGGCUCAGGGAUGCCCCAACAAGAAAAUGAACAGAAGGGAGACGAUGAUGAUGACUAUGGUGAGGGAAGUGUUAGGUGUCCCGUAUGUGGUACCACAGAUGAGAACUACGAUCCUUCAACUGAUACACGCGGUGAUAUGGUCCAAUGCGAUGGCUGUGAUAUGUGGCAGCAUAUAAGGUGUAUGACCGGUGGGCUAGAUACCAUUGACAGUCUUUUGACUGAUGACCAAAAAUAUUUCUGUGAUCAAUGUGAUCCCUCAAGGUAUCCUCACCUACAUGCAGGAAAUAAAGAGAGAAAUGAAGAGGAGGUAGAUGAUGAAGAUCAUGAUGGUAAUUAUAAGCCACCGGUGGAUGAAACUGUAGAUCCUAAGGAUCUCUAUCUGGAACACGAACCAAAGAGUCCUCUCACGACCCCCGUAGCUAAGAACAAGAAAAGAUCAUCUGUAAGUGAUUCAACGACUACGACGAAGAGGAGAAGAUCAUCAGCUAACUCCAAUACUAAUAGCAAACAAAAGCAAGAGGAACAAGAUAAUAAAAUGAGGGCCAAUGCCUUGAAAAUGUUUAUUGAUCUUUUCACAAAGUUUAUUAUUCCCGAUACCAUGAAUGCGAAUCUAUAUAGUUUACCUGCUGGGAAGGAUAUAUCGCAAGUGGCCACAGAAUUAGCCACCAAAUUAGAAAAGGAGCUUUCGCUUGCCUGGUUCGAUAUGGAAAACGAUAAGCUGAGUAAAUUUUAUCCUGAAAGGGUAAGAAGUCUUUUUGCAAAUUUAAAGGACAGUAAGAAUAUAAGUUUGAAAUCUCAUGUUAUUAAUGAGACGUUAGAUUAUGCCAAAUUGGUUCGAAUGAAUGCAACAGAAUUAGCAAAUCCUGAUUUACAACAUUUUAAAGAAAAGGUGGACACAGAGACUUUAAAUCAAUUAAUAAUUGAAAAACCAACCAAGCCAUUAUAUAUAAAGACACAUAAGGGUGAUGAACUGAUUGAAGACAUUAAUGAUAAUAAUGAUCUUAAUAAUGGUAUUGGAAAUGAAGAUGAAACUUUGAAUGACACUAUAUAUGCCAGGAGUAGUAUUUCCAGGCGUCAUGAUGAAGAAAUAGCCAUGGCUAAGGAACAUGUUGAAAGGGAGAAACAUGAAACGCAUGAUUCUGAAAGUGAAGAUGCAGUUGUUGAAGAGGAAAAGGAAGAGGCAGCAGUUCUGUCGGGAGAAACUGCUCCACCAAUGAAGAUAAAAAUUAAAUAUCCUGAAUUUGAGUAUGAAUUUUCUGGUAUUUCAAUGUAUGAUGGAGUUUCGAUACAUCUUGCCAAUAACCCUAGAUAUAGUUGCUUUGGUGAUGGUGAUUUGGUUAUUGAAGGUCGUUUAUCUUCUGCAAGAGUUUUCGAUUAUUUAAGACAAGUUCCUGUUGGUAGAGGUGUACUUUUAUUCCAAUUGAAGUUCAAACAGGGUGACAAUGAAGAUAACACUGGUUAUUUUAAGUUAUUAGAACAUUUAUUAAGUGAAGACAAAGUAGUUGGUAUAAAGAAUAAGGAAAAUUACGAGAAAAAUAUUUAUUUGAUACCUUGUGAUAAUAAAGAUCGUCAUUCUGAUCUUUAUAAAUUAAUUGCCAAGGGUCAACGAUCCGAUGAGGGGUACAAAGGACUUUUAGAUACCAAUGCCAGGACAUUUUUCUUAGUUGUUGUUGUCAAACCAGAAUUAAUAUGA